This is a messenger RNA of Plodia interpunctella (Indianmeal moth), 3305 nucleotides long. RefSeq names its product zinc finger protein 521-like (gene L). Gene Ontology annotation, molecular function: RNA polymerase II cis-regulatory region sequence-specific DNA binding; DNA-binding transcription activator activity, RNA polymerase II-specific. The coding region runs from base 178 to 3072 and encodes 964 amino acids. Gene Ontology annotation, cellular component: nucleus. The transcript is spliced from 11 exons. Gene Ontology annotation, biological process: regulation of transcription by RNA polymerase II. NCBI's taxonomy places the organism in Eukaryota, Metazoa, Arthropoda, Insecta, Lepidoptera, Pyralidae. The record is from RefSeq and is a predicted model, not a curated record.
GUGUGCCGUGCGGUCGGCCUUCUGUCUCGCGCCCGUUUCUCAACCCCCACCCUUACUUUUCCGAUAAACUUUCAUGAUUCUUUAUGACAACUUCCAGAUAACAAAUAUUUGUAUUUAAGAUUUAAAAUAAUGAAGUGAAGUGGGACUGUUUAGUACUAUUUCUGUGUUGUUAAAAGGAUGUCGAGAAGAAAACAAGCAAAACCGAGGUCUCUCAAACCUGACGAUGAGGAAUGGACUGAAGAUACCACAGCUAGAGAUAACGUUGACAAUGAAGAUGAUGACAACAAGGAUGAACAACAGAAUGAUGAAGAAAGCGAUGAUAACGAAAAAAUAGAAGACGCAGAAAAACUCAUUGAACAAUGUUAUGAAGAUGAUGAAGAUGAAAAUCAAAAUAAUUCCGCAGAGAAUUGUAAUCCCGACAACACCGCUGAUGUGGCUGACAUCAAGUCGGAGAGCAUGGAUAGCUUCGAGUCAGAGGCGCUGGGUAGCGUGGGCAGCACGGCGGGUAGCUCGUGGCCGUCGUCGACGCCGGAGCCGUCGCCAUCGCCCGCGUCGACGCCGACGUCGGCCGACGCCGUCGACGCCGACGCCGACCCGCCGUUCACGCUCGGCGUCACUGAGCACACGCCAUACCAGUGCCAGUUCUGCGAUAAGGCUUUCCCGAGAUCCUCCUAUCUGAAGAAACAUGAACAGACGCACUCUGAUCAAAUGCCUUUCCGCUGCGAGUUCUGCGCGCGUCUCUUCAAGCACAAGAGAUCUAGGGACCGGCACGUGAAGCUGCACACUGGCGACCGCAAGUACCGCUGUGUGCACUGUCCGGCCGCCUUCUCAAGAAGCGAUCAUUUGAAGAUCCAUAUGAAGACACAUGAUAAUCAAAAGCCGUUCCAAUGCACGGUGUGCAACCGCGGGUACAACACUGCAGCCGCUCUGACGUCGCACAUGCAGGGCCACAAGCGCGACCGCGAGGGCCGGGAGCCGGAGCGACGUCGAGCCCUGAGGUGCUUGCGGUGUGGUGACGCUUUCCGCAGGCCCGACCUUUUACAGGCUCAUAUGGCUAGUGCACAUGGAGUAGAAACAGCAGCAUUGACUCCACCUCGCCGUGUGGCAUCUCAACCACCUCCGACACUUCUCGCCUGCAUAUAUUGCACUCGCGACACGUUCACCACUAUGGAACAACUGCAACUACACGUUCGAGCUGCACAUUCUGCAUUGCUAAAUGGAGAAACACCACAAGCCGUUGAUCAACCAGCGCCUACUGACUUAAGCAGACGAGCAGUUGAAGAUACGCCUGUGGUCAAAAGGCCGCGGUCUGGUUCGGGAACACCGCAGACUGCAUUAUCGCCAAGUACACUGUUAUGCAAUCAGUGUGGUGCAGCAUUGCCAGAUUUUGAAGCCUUCCGAGCUCAUUUAAAAGGUCAUUUGGAAGAGGGCGGAGAACUGAAUCGUUCCAGUCCUACUCCUUGUCUUCAUUGUGGAGCGACGUUCGCCGAUGCCGCGGCUUCAGAACGUCAUCUCGCAUCUUACUACUUGGCAGUAUCCUGUGAAUACACUUGUCAUAGUUGCAAUCGCAGCUUCUCAUCGCCGGAUGAUUUGCAAAAACACCUCCUGGAUAUGCACACUCAUCACCUAUAUCGCUGCUCUCUAUGCAAGGAAAUAUUCGACUCGAAAGCAGCAAUUCAGGUCCACUACGCAGUAGCUCAUAGCAGUGAGAACAAAGUGUGGAUGUGUCGUUCGUGCGGUGCGGGGGGCGGCGCGCUGCGGUCGGAGGCGGCGGCGGCGGCGCACGUGCGGUCGCGGCACGCAGCGCCGCGCUGCGCGUGCGGCGCGGUGCUGGCCGGUAACGCUCGCCCGCCCAGAGCUUUCCGCUGCCCGGUGCCCGCUUGCAACGAUACCUUCGCUGUGCAGUAUCUACUGGAGAGGCAUAUGCAAGCACAUCACGCUCUCCCACAGGCUCUAAACGGCGACUUGGGCAGGGUUAAACGAGUGGAAAAUAACAAUACAUCUGAAGGAGCCGACGGGACUUGUUCUCCUUGUACUACUGGGGAGAACUUGAACGCUGGCAUAAAUGAAGAGCGAAGACGGAAGAAUGGUGUGGUCGCGUUACAGUGUGCGUACUGUGGGGAACGCACGCGCAGCCGAGCGGAACUGGAAGCCCACACUCGCGCGCAUUCGGGCGCGGCGGCUGCCAGGCACAAGUGUCUCAUUUGCGACGAAGUGCUGCCAUCUGCUGCUGUGCUGGCCGAACACAAGCUGACCCACUGCAAGGUGGUGGCGGGAGAUACAUGUGCACGGUGCCGCGCGCGUCUACCAUCCGAGGAAUCGUUCUUAGCUCACAUGGCACGACAUCACCCUGCUUUGCCAGCUCCUUGCGUCAUCUGCCGCCAAACCCUUGCCUCGGAGGCUGAAGCACGUCUCCAUGCGAGAUUCCAUCUCCGUCCUUCAGAAGACGAACAGAGAUGCGCAAUUUGCCUUCGAGCUCUGCCAGAUACAGAAUUGGGUGAUGGUGCACGCGCUUGCGCAGAUUGUUACGCUCGUCACGCCGGCCCUAGAGCUCCUCCUGUCGCUGAUAAUGAUUGUAGACUGUGUCGUCGAGCUCUCGGGUCUCCCACAAGAUUACAGGCUCAUCUCAUCGAGCACACUUUUGCUGGAAUCGAUACGUUCACUUGCUACUUGUGUCGCGCGGUAUUCACCAGCGCUGCGGGCCUGCAGAGACAUCUACCAGAACAUGCUGACGUUCCGAGACCAUUCGAUUGCGGACGCUGCGGAAUGAAGUUUUUCUUCCGUGCCGAAAGAGACAACCACGCUUUUGUUCAUCUAGAAGAAGCUGAGAUCGCUCAAAGGGCAUUUUACGAAGCGUACGCCAGAGGGGCUGCGACUGCGUGGGCAGCGCUUGCUCCACAUGAUGCUCAAACUACUACUUCUCCAGCAACAGUGGAUGUCAAACAAGAGCCAGAGGUGAAAGAAGAAAAGAAUACGGACGAGUAUAUUGAAGUAUCGUCCCCUCCGCCCCCGCCUCCCGCUGCGCCCUCGCCUCUGCCCACUGUAAAACAGGAGAAGCCCGAUGAAGACUGAGCGGGUUUCACUCAAACAUUGUCGUCCUAUGCGGAUCCCCGCUGCAAUACUAGAUUACGUCCCAGCUAAUAGUGUUAUGUUUAUGUAUAUCGUUAAAGUUUGCGUUUAGAACGCCGCAUCUUAGGUAAUUUAAACUUAUUAUUUAUGUUGAUUAGGAAUUGUAUGUUUUAUAAUGUUUACAUGGCUAUUUGUAUAAACUGUUAUCUUAAUAAAUUAUUACGUUAAGCUUCUUC